Trematosphaeria pertusa is the source of this 1791-nucleotide messenger RNA. Its product is annotated as P-loop containing nucleoside triphosphate hydrolase protein. The record is from RefSeq and is a predicted model, not a curated record. Lineage: Eukaryota; Fungi; Ascomycota; Dothideomycetes; Pleosporales; Trematosphaeriaceae. Gene Ontology annotation, cellular component: microtubule; kinesin complex. Bases 62 to 1453 code for a protein of 463 amino acids. The transcript is spliced from 2 exons. Gene Ontology annotation, biological process: microtubule-based movement. Gene Ontology annotation, molecular function: ATP hydrolysis activity; ATP binding; microtubule motor activity.
GCUUUGCGAGCGGCCGGGCAGCGGGCGCGGAGGGCAUGAGAUGGAGCCCAGGGCGUUCACCAUGGCGCAGCUGUACAUGCUGGUGGAGGAUGUGUAUGCGCGAGCGCGCAGCGAGGUCGAAGCCGAGUACGCCGAUCGCAUUGAGCGCCUGGAGAGCACCGUCGCAGCGCUACGGGUGCGCAUUUGGCAGCAGGAGGCGAGGGCAGACGUCGACAAGAGAGGCGCCGUGCACAUCUGGCUGCGAUUCCGGCCGCCGCCGCUGGAGACGCAGGCGCCGCUGGGGUGGAGCGCAACGCGGACGCGUGUGACUGUGGGCGCUGGGGAGGAAUACCGGGUGCACCGCGUCUUUGGGCGUGCGCUAGAAGAAGGCGAGGGGAACGAGAUCGAUGUCAGCGGAGCAACCAACGACGACGUCGGCGCCGAGUGGGACAGCUUCGUGGCCGCCAACUCUACUGAUGGGCGUUCUGCGCUACUCUGCGCGCAUGGCCAGACCGGCGCCGGCAAGACGGAGACGCUGAUCGGCCAGCCCAGCGCCCGCUGCAGUCCAGGAAGCCCCCGGCAGAGCGCCUACGCCACGAUCGACUUCGACGACCGCUCCGAGGGCGGCAGACGCAUUGGCCUCGUCCCGCGCACCGUCCUGCGGCUCCGCGCCCUGGGCUUCGCCGUCGCCGUCCUUGCCGUGCAAAUCUACGCAUCCGGGUUCUUCGACGUUGCGGGCGACGCAGCAGGCCGGGGCCAGGGCGAGGAGCUCGAGCUGGAGACCACCGACCGCGCCACCGCCAGCCAGACGGUGCGCUUCCGCUACCGCAACACCGACCUCGGAAUCGCCCAUCCCGCGUACACGCCCAUUGAGAACGAGCAGCAGCUGCGCGACUGGCUGGUGCGCGUCGACUUUGGCCGCAUCCAGGCUGACACGGCGCCAGGCCCCGCACAAGCAUCCGCCGCGGGCGUGCUCGAGUUCAACCACACGUCGUCGCGCUCGCACCUGAUCGUCCACAUCACCGGCGUCCCGUCCUCCGCCUCCGCCUCCGCCUCCGCCUCGACCGACUCCUCCCCCUCCUCCUCGAAGCACCUCCGCCCCAGCUUCUGGAUCGCAGACCUCGCCGGCAACGAGAAGCCGCGCAAGGCCAGCCCGAACACGGAGCGCGAGAAGCGCAUCCAGAAGGAAGCCAGAGACAUCAACAGCGGCCUGUCCAGCCUCAAGCACAUCAUCCAGGCGAUCCACCGUGUAGCCAAAAAGCCGCUUGCCGCGCGGGACGAUGCGUGGGAUAAGCAGCGCAUCAAGAUCCGCCGGAACCAUGAACUUCUCGUCCGCGCGCUCGCCCCGGCUUUGGAUGUCUUGUGGGCGACGAAGCCGCGCGUAGUCUGGCUGGGCAUGAUCGUCAACGAGGCACAGCAUGCGAAGCGAGGGCUCAGCACGAUCAAGAUGAGCGACGAGCUGACGAGGGGAUAGAUGGAUGGCUGGUACUACCUAGCUCCCUAUACCUUGUUUGCUUUCUUGUCUUUUCUAAACCAAAAAGAAAUCCAGCACAACAUGCCUUUUCUCUUCCCAACCUUCCGACACAGAUCCCUGCGUGCAUCUCCAUCCCUCCCUCUUGCGAUAGGGAAUUCUCCGUAUCUAAGGGCUCGCCGUACGAGUAAGUAAGAUUAGCUGUCCUAUUGUACGCACUCGCGAAGGCCUCCAGGGUAGCUGUUGCGCACGUCGUUCUAUCCGGAGAAUUCCACACCGUGAGAGCCUCCCCUCCCGCAACCGUUGAACAACCUCCCUCCCCUCCAAUCAAACCAAAAGAA